This is a messenger RNA of Saccostrea cuccullata (small rock oyster), 2851 nucleotides long. RefSeq lists its product as uncharacterized. The record is from RefSeq and is a predicted model, not a curated record. Lineage: Eukaryota; Metazoa; Mollusca; Bivalvia; Ostreida; Ostreidae. The coding region runs from base 219 to 1058 and encodes 279 amino acids. The transcript has 8 exons.
UAGACAUUUUUUGCGUUGUUUAAAUGCAACACCAUAAAACGAUGUAACUUGAUUCUUUAUUUUGAUAAAACUGGGGUAGUGUAUGGUUCAUUGCUUAUUCCGGAGUGGCUGGGCUGGGCUGGCGUUGUGUUAACUUAUAGUAUAUGUGUGUAUCGAAUAUAAUACUGCAGGAAUUGGACAAAGGUUAGAUUGGAGAAGAAGAAAACGUACGGUCCAUUAUGUUGUCCACAAUGUGUGACAUAGAAAUAACGCUGAAGUUUGUUAUGAUGUUCAAUGUAUUAUUUGUUAUUUCAGGCUCAGAAUCUGGCGAGACAUGUGAUUUGACAAAAGUGCACAACUGCUAUGCCAACUUAAACAUGUCAGUGCUUUCUCAAAAUCAGACAGCUUUCUGCAAUGACGAGCUGGGAAGACUGAGUCAAUGUCUAGAGCCGUAUGAUACAGCAUGUCAGAAUAACAGUUUAUAUCGACUCAAUGUCCAGGCUUUUCAACCAUCAACGUUCCAAUGUCAAGGUAGUGUUGGCUUACAGUGUGACCUUCAAGCUAUAAGAAGUUGUGUCAUACAUUUGGAUACGUCUUCGAUAAUCUCAAAUGUUACAUUAUUCUGCAAUGUUAAAUUAAAGAAUGCCUUGGACUGCAUCACAGUCUAUAGAGAUGUUUGUUCCUCAAGUUCCUACUCAGAAUUGUACAAUUCUUAUGUUUCCUCGCUCCAACCCGAAAAAUUUGGUUGUUCUGGAACAAGUGGCGAGCAGUGUGAAAUGGUAACAGCAACACAGUGUAUUUUAAAAUUCAGUAUUCAACGUAUGGAACAUUUCAAUGAUACCGGUUCUCUGAUGAAUGAGACAGUUCUAUGUCAGCACCUAAAAACAGCAGAAGCGUGCGUUGCUCCAUACGAAAGUGCCUGCGCAGCAAAAACAUCAUUUUCUUCAAUAAAAGAAUUUUUGAAAGAUGAUCGAUGUAAAGAACCGGUCGUUAUCAAUACAAAUUCAUCUCCACGACUGCAUUUUGGAAUCAACAUGAUGAUAUGGCUCUUCAUCAGCCUUUGCUUUAUUAGCCUAUGAAACUGAUGAAAAAUUUAAUCUAUUAUUCUUCAUGUGACGUAGUGAUACUACAGCGUUACGAAAGAAAAAAAACUGUUGCCCGUGGGCGAUGAAAGGUCUAUAACUACAAUCAGGUCAUUAAUGUAAGAAUGUACCAAUGUAACAUUAAAAAACUAUCAUCCCUACAUUUACGUUAUAAUACAGUAACCACCUGACGUGUACCUGUACUGCACGUAGACAAUUAAAAUACAAUCCUUUUUAAUUAUCACUUAUUAUACUUAUUAUCUCGUUUAAAUAUCAUUCCCACGAACCACCUCAUUUCUGCAUUUUUGUAUUCGAGGAUUGAAAAAGUAUGCUAUACUUUGUAUUUCUUGUACACAAUGAUCAAAACAUAUAAGUUACUGGAAUAAGUUACUGGAAUAUACCGAAACCAUGCUGUUCCUUAAAAUUCCACAUAGGUCUAAUUACAGAUUAAUUAGGAAGAGAAUAUAAACAAUCCUUGGAUCGUUCCUGUACUCUUCCUAAAUAUUUCUACACAUAUUCCAUUAGAAUUGUUAGAAAGUGGCCCUUGUUUAUUAUUAACCCACCUUUUUGUCUAUUCUCACGUAAUUUUAUGUUAUAUUUAUUUGGGGUCAGAUUGCAUAAUUCUUAUUGAAGAUACACAUUGUCAUUGAUUUCUAGUCUUUUCUGGACCUCAUUAUUUGUAGAACUUUUAUAUUCGUCAUUUUAUGAUUAAAUGAUAUUUUAUUCAAUCCAUUUCCGUAUUUUUGGUUCUACCUGUCUUGUCAAAAAACAAGCAUCCAUAAAAUAGGAUGCAUGUAUAGAGUUAUAUAUCAGAAUUUUUGUUUAGCAAAUGCUUUUUAAUUUUAUAUUUAAAAAUUUAUCAUUUUGUAAAAGCAUUUAAUAAAAUCAAUUAUAACAAGAGAUAUGUUUUCAUUUUUUUUACACAAACAUUAAAAACUGUGGAGAAUUCAUUCAAACUCUUACAUAAAGGAGAAGAAAACACUUAAUGUGGCUUUAAUUCGACAUCAAGAUAUAUAUGACAAAGUACUGUCAAUUAACAAUUAUAAUUAUUUCUAUUCAUUUGUUAGUUGGAUAUAUCCCAGUGAACUUGAAACAAAAUGCAUCCCAGAGUCUAUCACAUCUUUUUCACACAUGUAUUUGGAUGUUUUACCGACUUUUUUUUAAUGACUGUCUUACUGAUAAUAAAAGAGACUGACUAACUAAUAAAAAAAGUGUAUGACAAAUGACUUAACGAUAUGACUUAAAUUCAGCUUUUCAAUCGUCAAUUUUCCUUCUCUAAGUAGUACUUGUAAGAGCAAACUCCAAAAACUACCUUUUUAAAAACUAAUCCAGGCUACUGCCAGAUAAAUACAUGUUACAGGUAUUUUGGAUGAUUUAUUUCAAACCUAUUGCUUGGUGUCUGUUUUUUUAAUACCCAAUUUGACGACAGAAUGUUCCGUCUACCAGAUCGAAAUAUAGUUCUCACGGUGGGUUCGACCGACCAAUAGGGAACGCUUACUUCUCCUUGGCACCUGAUCCCAUCUCUGGAAUUUGCUGGGGUCAGUGUACUAUGCUUUCUUCUAAGAUUUGUAUUGUUUUUAGAUUUUGUGAGAUCGAUCGCUGUUUCUAAUCUUCUCCUUUUUCAUUGAUAAAAAUUGCAUUUUUUAAGUUUAAAAACAAAAGUGAGACUUAUAAUUAUCUACGUAUGUUCCCAAAUUGAAGGAUUUUCAGAAAAGUGCUGUAUAAGCAGCUAUUAUUUACAAUCAUUGUAAGAGAUAUCAAUAAUAUUGUAUAGAUACGUGCAGUCCAAG